CUAACUGAAGAUGAGAUCAUAAAAGUUGAAUAUUUGAUUUUACAGCUUGUCCAGAAUAAGGAUGACGAUGGUUGUAGAGCUGAACUGGGAGAGUCGAACUACUCUCUUGAUUCUGCUGAACUGAGAAAUGCAACCCUGUGAUGGCUUUGGUGCAGCAAGUAGUGAAUAUUAUUGAAGCUGUUUCUGGGGCACCUGGUGCAGAAGAUUGCAGUGACAAUUGCCUUUCUGCUACUCUAGCUUCUCAGUUGAAGAUCUGCUUUCUUUGUGCAAAUUUUGGCCCAAAUGAAACUGACAUAAUUUCUGUAGUUGAUCAUUUGGUUGUUGUUUGGUGGUCUUUGAGGAGGAGAAGAGUGUCACACUUUGGGCAUGCAACUCAUGGCUUUAUAAAGUAUAUUUUGUAUUCAUCUGCAAAAAUUUGCAAUCAUGGCUUGGCUGACUCUGAUUUUGAGCCUAUGAAGCAAAAAGCUGGCAUCUAUAUUCUGAGGGCUACAGUGUAUGUCCUACAUAUUCUUCUCAUAUAUGGAGCAGAGUUGAAAUAUAUGCUUGAACCUGCUCUUUCAACAGUUCUUUUGUCACCAACCAUGGCAGGAAGUAACUCCCGAAUUGUUUGCUCGGUUAAGUUCUCAUCCUGAGCAAGUGGUUCGGAAGCAGUUGGAGGCCUCACUAAUGAUGCUGGCCAAGCAAUCUCCUUGGUCCGUUGUCUACCCAUCACUAGUUGAUGUGGAUGCUCAUGAAGAGAAGCCUUAAGAGGAGCUUCCACACAUACUUGGUUGUUUGGUAAGGAAAUUUCUUUCAUUAUUUUUAUUAUUAAUUUUUUUUUUCAGGAUGUUGUGCAUUUAGUGCAAUAAAAUUAGACUCAAACAGAAUUGACGGAAAGGACAAGCGGUGUAACGCGAGAUCUACUUGGUGGGAGGAUGUAGCCAUUUUUGGAGAUUAGGGACGAAUCUGUAACUUGGGGUAUAAUUCAAGGACUGUUGCUACAUUUUAGUCAUAUAUUUAUGACUGGGAUCACAGAUGAUGUAGUAUG
Messenger RNA from Prunus mume (Japanese apricot), 1027 nucleotides. Lineage: Eukaryota; Viridiplantae; Streptophyta; Magnoliopsida; Rosales; Rosaceae. The record is from RefSeq and is a predicted model, not a curated record.